AUGGCCCCUUACUCAGGAUGGAAGCGUACAGCUGUGUACCUAACCGGCUUAGUCGCAACGCUCACAACCUUUCUGAUUGUCAUGCUCUUUGUAUCUCUCUUUGCACUAGAAAGGGAUGAUGAAUCUAGAGGCAGAGGCAACAACCGUGCGGAUGCUCUUGGCCAGAGUAUUCUUCACCGAGGAAACUGCGAUACAACCGCCAAGGCAAACCUUUGGAUCCAUUUGGCCAUCAACAUUAUUGGCACCGGCGUCUUGGCGUCGUCCAAUUUCUUCAUGCAGAGUCUUGUGGCGCCUACGAGGAAGGAAGUAGACGCUGCGCAUAAAGCGGGACAGUGGCUUGAGAUUGGUGUUCAGUCCCUUAAAAACAUUCGCUUUCUUGGCUGGCGAAAGGUCUUAUUCUGGUCACUAUUCUCACUUAGUUCGGUCCCGCUACAUCUCGUCUUCAACGGCUGUGUCCUCGAAUCCAAAGGCACAAAUGGUUUCACUCUGUUUCUGGGUACUGAGAGUCUUAUAAAGGGUAGUUGGCAGGGCCAGGCUCCUAUCACAAUGUCUUACCGGCAAUGGUAUACAGACGAGUUCCUGCAUGGGGACAGCUAUAUGAGUCUGAAGAAUAUGAAGCAUGUCAAUGAGUCCAUAGAGACCAGCAGCUGGGAGCGGAUCAAGUUCCCGGAAUGCAUGGAGCGAUACAAUGACCCGGAGAAGUCUUUGACACAUUCACGACAUUUGAUCAUGGUAAUUUACGACUACGAGGACGAAUGGCGAAACUCAACAGAUGGAUGGAAACUCAGCCAAGUCUACAAGAACACGACCAACAUGACAGAUGUAAACGCCGUGAACACUCUCUGGGCCGUGGAUGCGUAUGCACGCACCGGCACCGCAAGCAAACCUGAUAACGGUCCCAUCAUACAGCAAUACUGGACAUCUUACAACCUUAAUGAACCUUCGCGGGAAGUCAGCGCAUGGCCCAUACUGGGUCUCAUUAACUAUCUCGACCCCGUAUCUGGCAUACUCGUCAUGGAUGUUUCAGCCUACAAACCUGAGUAUAGAGUUAUGCAGGUCGAUCAUUGCUGGUCUGAAAGGUAUGAGGCGCCGUGUCGAUUGAGUAUAGCCAACAGUCUUCUCCUUAUUGUCUGUAUCAUGUGCGCACUCAAAUGCACGCUUUGCUAUUUAGUUCUUAGGCUUCGCGUGUGGGGAGAUGAUAAUCCUCUCAUGACGCCAGGAGACGCUAUUGCUUCCUUUAUAGCCAGGCCGAGUGAAGAGACAAGGGGAAUGUGCACGCUGAGCCUGGGAGAUCUGAAAAGAUCACCGGUCAGCCCAAAUCUUGCAGUCGGCGACACAACACGGGGAUACAAGUUGUUGCAAGGUCCCCGGCAAUGGCACACAACCUCUGUACGCAAGUUUGGAAAAGCAGUGCCCCGAAAUAUAUGGAUUCUCUCAUCCCUUCUCAUCGGAAGCUCCCUCGCCGUAGCAGGGACAAUGUUGGGAAUCUCCCUUAGGGAGCAGAGUCUGGGCGAUGCACGGUUCGGCCACUCUCCUGUUAACGAAGAUGUAUCAGAUGCAAACCUAGACGACCUGGCUCUGUUGCCACUUACCAUGGUAGCUAACUUGCCACAACUUAUCUUAUCAAUAUGUUAUCUUGCGUAUAAUGGGCUCUUCACGCGAAUGCUUGCUGAGUUUGAGUGGUCAAAGUACAGUGUCGAAUUCAGAUCCUUACGAGUCACCGAGCCGAGGGGGAGUCAAAAUUCAACGUACCGUCUGCAAUUGCCAUACAGGUUCUCUAUACCACUGAUAAUUGUGAGUAUUGCACUGCACUGGCUCUACUCUAAUUGUAUAUAUGUGAGCAACUACGAAGCAUACGCUGCACAUUAUCCCUAUGCUAGACAGGUCACAAUCGGUCUACAAUUCUCUUCAAAAGCUAUAUUGAUAUCAUUUGUGAUAUCAGUUUGUGUCGCCAUCACUCCAAUCUUCCUGGCCAAUGUUAAAUUGCCAGGUAUCAUUGUGGUUUCUGGGGGGAAUUCGGCGGUCAUCUCAGCAGCUUGCCACUACCCCUCCAGGACACUCAAAUCACUGAGCCGCGCCACGUCGACAAACAGCCUCCGCGGUAUUGAGUACGAUAAUAUGAGUGCUAGACUAAUCGUGGAUGAAGACGCGGAAGAGCUUGAGGGUGUGGUGAGGAAGAAGGUCAAAUGGGGGAGGCUGUCGAUGGGAAAGAGCCAGGAGAGUCAAGUUGGUCACCUAGGAUUUGGGACGGAGGAUCAAGAUGUUGAUAGGCCGGUGGAAGGCGAGCAUUAUAGCGGCCUUUGA
Messenger RNA from Fusarium venenatum, 2304 nucleotides. RefSeq lists its product as uncharacterized. Lineage: Eukaryota; Fungi; Ascomycota; Sordariomycetes; Hypocreales; Nectriaceae. The record is from RefSeq and is a predicted model, not a curated record.